AUGAAGCUUUCCCUGGAAGCGGCGGCCAUUCUGGCUGCUGCUCAGCUCAGCGCUGCGCAGACCUACACCAGCUGCAAUCCUACUGAGAAAACCUGCCCCGCAGACACGGGCCUUGCCCAGUGGUCUUACUUCAGUGACUUCACUGACGCGUCGGCCCUGGAGCACUGGAAUAUCACUGCUGCGCCGGUGACCACGACCACUGAAGGAGCCAAAUUCACUAUCAACAAAGAAGGCCAGGCUCCAACCAUUGCCAGCGAAUUCUACAUCUUCUUCGGCCAUGUCGAUGUCAAAAUGAAGGCAUCUGCUGGCACUGGUAUCAUUAGCACGUACAUGCUGCUGUCUGAUGACCUGGACGAGAUUGACUGGGAACAAAUCAGCACUUACCCCACCUCUAUUCAGACUGAUUACUUCGGCAAGGGAAACACCACGGCCUAUGACCGCGAUACAACCGUCCCCGUUAUCAACCCUGAGACCGAAUUCCACACCUACAGUCUGGACUGGACUCCUUCUCGUAUCAACUGGCUCCUCGAUGGCGAGGUGGUCCGUACCCUGAACUACCACGACGCCGUUGAUGGCUACAACUACCCCCAAACCCCCUGCAGGAUCAAGAUCGGUAUCUGGGCUGGCGGCGAUCCCAGUAACGGCGAGGGUACCAUCGAGUGGGCGGGAGGCGUAACCGAUUACUCUGCCGCUCCCUUCACCAUGUACGUUGAAUCGGUGAACGUGACCAACUACUACCCGGCGUCCUCAUACACCUACACGGACAAGACCGGUGCCUACACAAGUAUCAAGCUGUCCAACUCUACCGAGGGCUUCCCCAGCAACAGCGUCUCUGUCAAGAGCGCAAAUUCCAACAUCAACAGCUCGGUGACCUCGUUUGAUGCCUCGAAGUCCAAUGCUUCUACCUCUGGUGCUACUGCCUCCGCCAGCACCAGUGGAAACACUGCGUCUGCCUCAUCUUCUCUCUUUACUCCUCGGUGCUUUUGA
Messenger RNA from Penicillium chermesinum, 987 nucleotides. RefSeq names its product glycoside hydrolase family 16 protein. Gene Ontology annotation, molecular function: hydrolase activity, hydrolyzing O-glycosyl compounds; glycosyltransferase activity. The transcript has 3 exons. The record is from RefSeq and is a predicted model, not a curated record. NCBI's taxonomy places the organism in Eukaryota, Fungi, Ascomycota, Eurotiomycetes, Eurotiales, Aspergillaceae. The coding region runs from base 1 to 987 and encodes 328 amino acids. Gene Ontology annotation, biological process: fungal-type cell wall organization; carbohydrate metabolic process. Gene Ontology annotation, cellular component: fungal-type cell wall.